UAUGAUGUGUAGCAUUAAGUCCAAAGAAGAACUGACUAUCUCCCGAAAAGAUUUGUAUGCUCUGCUGUACGAUAAGCAAAAAUCGGUCACACACAGGAACGAAGGUAAAUAUAAUAAUCCCUGGUAAUUGAAAGCUGAUUGAACGACAAGUGAAAGACGAGUCAGUUACUGAUUUAUCAUCUGUGGUGAAAACCACAAACAAGAUUAAAGCAAACUGGAAAAAACAGUUACCCGCCGGACGUUUCCAAGUAGUCAUAAGGAAGUUUGGCCAGUUUUCGUGUACUAGUAUAGUAACUUUAAGUAAGGCCAGGUCACUAUUCAGCUUAUUAUAGGAAGAUGAUAGAAAGAGGGUUUCGGUAGAUUUUAAGCAUUAACUGAAAAUCUGGCGACACAGCCUAAUUAAGUUGUAACCUUAAACCACUAUGCUAAUGUUGUCAGUGAGUCACACAAAAUUCUUAAGAUGCUAAGUUUCAUUAACUUGAGUACUUCGUUACUGAUUAUUUCGUUUUCUUUUAUCCUUUAGGUUUUUCUUUCUGCGCCCAGACUUUACCACAUGACCUCAGAAUAUUAACAGUAAAGACUCCAGGAAACUACGGCUACGGCGUUUUUUGUGGCCAGCUUACCAUUAAAAAGGGCCUGCGCUUUGGUCCCUAUACCGGACGUAUUGUAAGCGUGGAAGAAGUAAACAGACGAAAGGCUUUUGAAAAUGAAUUCUUAUGGGAGGUUUGUAAUCUUAAUAGUUCUUCAUGGUUUUCAAUUACUUUCAAAUGACAAAGUCUUUCAGAUAAAGAUAUGGUAAAACUGGUAGCAAAAACGUGUAAUUUUUUUUGCGCAUUUUACCCCCGACUGUCUUGCAACAAAUCAGGUUGUUCCAAGUUGCGUCAAUACUGACUUCUGAUUGGAUGAAAUUACAGGGGAGUUACGCCAUACACGGGAGUGACGUCACUUGCUGCAAAACAAGUUUACUUUGAGCCGGAAAAACGCACAACAUGAAUAGAUUUUGUUUCAAAAAGUAGAACUACUCUCUUCUUUCUGCAAAUCUCUUGGCAAUCUACAACAUCCUGAUUUGCUGCAGGACAGGUUUAAUUUGUGGGUGGUAAAACGCGCAGCAUCGCUGCUCAACUCAUUUUGCAACAAUGUUACAAAGCAGAUUGCAUGUUUUUGUUGCCGUUUUACCUUGCAUUAACUUUUCUUGGUAGAUAUACACUGAUGGUCGUUUUGAAUACUGCAUCGAUGGAGCGACAAACCGGACAAACUGGAUGAAGUUUAUUAACUGCGCACGCCAUUCGGCCGAGCAAAACCUGGCCCUAGUACAACAGGAUUCUUUAUUGUACUACCAAGCGACGCGUGCGAUAACAGAAGGACAAGAAUUAAAGGUGUGGUAUGGUGACCAGUAUAGGCUUUUUAUGGGGAUACCACUCAGCAUAAAGAACGGGUCGUCAGGUGAGUUAUCAUCCUCGGAGACCCAGGGGCAGUUAGUCGGGUCGAUAAAAUGUUCGUGGUGAAAGUUUUCUGUAAGAUCGAGACGAUCUUACAGAAAACCUAACUGCCCCUGGGUCUCCGAGGAUGGUGAGUUAUAAGCUGUUUAUAAGCUGUCGUAGAUGCCGUCACCUAAGGGACACAGUUCUCUUACAGACAUUGCUUGGUCCAUUUUUAAUCCAAGGCGCAUAUAAACCUUGGACUGAUGAAGUCGCGUAACUUGGCACUUUUUGUUCUUGUUGUAAGCUAAAUGAACAGUUCCUUGAUGAGUACAUAUCAAAGUAACACGCAGAUCACUGGUAUUUUUCCGGGAUUUGUUUUUAACCGCUUAGUCGUUGUACGGUGUCUUCCCAGGCAUUCUCGGUCAUUGCAUUUUGGGGUCGUCAAGACGAACUCAUAAAAGAUCACGUGACCCAAAAAGUAUGGGAAGCGCGGGAUAAUUAAGCCCAGGGAAAAGACAAUAACGGGCUUUGAAAUUGCUCUUCUUUACCAAUACUUAAAUAGGUCAAUGACCUAUGACUAGUGCCAUAACACACCCUUCCUAAUAGCUGGAGGGACAUCAAUACAACGCCUAAAAAGGUGUCCAUUGUAGCUUUAGUUGACUAAGUAAUAUUUAAGGAUUUAAACUCAACCCAGUGAAUUGUUUUCGACAAGAAUAUAUCGUAUUUGUACCUGAGUACGCAAAAUGGUAGGGAUCAACGUCUACCAGUGCAGUUCAAGUACUGUAAAAUGCCUUCGUAAUGUUUGUACCAACUUGCGCCCAAGAUUGCUUACAUUGGAGUCGCAGAUUUUCACCUCGUAUAACUGAUGUUUCCUUUGCUUUGUCUUCAAGAAUUCUUUUCUCUUUUUGUAGAUGACGAUUCUAGCUAUCCUUGUCAGUCCUGUGGAAAAGUGUUCGCCUACAAGUACUACCUUGUUCGCCACCAGAAAUACACGCGCUGCGUUGACUACGGAGACCGGAAGUUCCCCUGCAAAGUUUGUAACCGCUCAUUUGAUAAGGGAGACCGCUUACGUAUUCACAUCCUUCAUGUGCACGAUAACUACCGACCUCACCAAUGCACGGUGUGCGAGAAAACUUUUUCCCAGUCAUCUAGCCUCAACAAACACCUACGAGUGCACAGCGGUGACAGACCGUACAAGUGUCCUUACUGCGUCAAAGGCUUCACGGCCUCCUCUAUUUUGCGCACUCACAUUCGUCAGCAUAGCGGAGAAAAGCCGUUUAAAUGUAGACAUUGCGGGCGCGCUUUCGCCUCACACGCGGCGCAUGAUAGUCACGUGCGACGCAAUCACCGUUAGUCAAACGUCAUUUGCUAACCUGUUGUACAAUUGUGUAGUUCGGGCGAGUAAGCACUCAGUAUCUUUGAUCACGAGGGCACAGAGGAAGAUUGGGAAGAAUAGAAAUUGUAAUUAAUGGGGAGUUCACGAAGCUGAAAAGGGGCGGGGGGGGGGGGGGGAGGAAAACAGAAAAAAGUUCCCCUUUUUUUCCUUUUCUUGUCAUUCCUUUUUUACCACUUCCCUUUUUUUUUUAUUUUAUCCCCUUUUCUCCCAAUUUAAACCCAAAGUCCCUUUUUCAAGCACGUGUCGCAUCUCUAUUUGCAGUAACAUAAGACUGUUGUUAAUGGGGGGGUGUUGCGGGAGAACACACAACCAUAUUAAAAAUAAAAGGGGAAAGGGGAGAAGUUGGAAAGAUAAGGAAGGUAUGAAGAGGAAGAGAUGCGGGGUGCGAAGGGGGGGGGGCGGGGGGGGGUGAGGAAAACAGAAAAAAGUUUCCCUUUUUUUCCUUUUCAUGUCGAUACCUUUUUACCCUCUCCCUUUUAUUCUUAAUUCAUUCCACUUUCAGCCAAAUUCAACCGCAAUGCCCUAUUAAGUAGCUCACUAAAUUAUCAGGGUCGAUCAAUAGCCAUUGUCUCAUGGAUAAUAAAAAACAUUCACUGAAACCUGUUUCUAGAGACAAAGAAACGCAAAGGCUAAAAAUAUACAAUGAAUUGCAUUUGAUGUUGUAUUGCACUUUUUCCGUUUACGAACACACGGCAGGACUUCGUGUUCAAUGUACCUGGCGUUAAACUUUUUUUAACGUGAAUGCGCCUUUCUAAAACCCUUUCCCCUAAGCAACCUGUUCUGUUUUGCUUGCUGUUAAUUGUGUAGUAGAAAGCAAAACUACUUUAGAAGGUAAGCUGAGCGCCUUCUUGAUAUUUGAGAAAGAGUUGCACCGAAAAUUAUGCCCUGCUUAAGUUUAACAAUGCUAUUUGGGUCUUUUAAAAUAUCGUCAAUCUUUGUUCAUUCAGAUCCUUUAUUAUCUUACGUUUCUCCCGACUGAGCCUUAUGUCGGUCCAGGUUUUUAUGUUGGCCUCUAGCGUGCGCAAAAAGAGUAAAAAGCACUGGCAAACUGGAUUUAUCCAAACAAGACUCAUUUUAAUAAUACCCUUUCAUUCUUUACUUGAUGUUAUAUGUAGUUUUUGCUCAUACGAACCUAUGAUCACUUCAAGCCCUAGUAAAAGCUACAUUAUCUACGACAGGAGCAUAAACUAAAAUGGACUUUAUUCAUUUAGUUCCGUCUGUGUUAUUGACGCCACCUGCGCGAGAUCUUUCUGUUACAGCUGCAGAGGCCAAUGAUUUUUCACUUUAAUUAGUUUUCCCUUAGGUGUCAUAAUAACUUUUAAGUCGUUUCCAAUUUUUGUAUCAAUUUAGUGAGGUUUGCAAUUUUGAUUCGCAAGUGUUUUACUAUGGCAUAUCACUUGAACACACUUCAGCUUCUUCUUGGUGUAACCGUCUAGUGUGUCAGCAAUCCGCUUAAAAUCUAUCAGGUCCAUGUGAAUAUCUUCGUUGAAAGGUCCAACGCUAAGAUGAGAAAUAUCGCGCAAAAGGCUGUAGAAGUUUAUCAGCUUGUUCACGGAAAUAUUUCACCAGAAAACGAAAUUCACUUAAAUUUGAGAUCGCUUCUUCAAUAAAAUUGCAACACCACGGCAAGGUUGUGUUCGGCUACCUUUGUUCAGUUUUCAAGUCUCGAGAUUUAUUUGUCAUCGUUAACGGAAAGAUCAAAUAUCGCAACAAAUUUCAGUGACCGAUGUCGUUGUAGGGAAAAGGCCUUUAGCGUUGGCUGUAAUUUAGUUCACGGCCUCCGAGGGUGAAAGAUGGUACUAACUUUUGAUUUUAAUUGCCCCCGCAGGGAUUUCACCCAGACGGCGAAAUCCCGAGGAGGCACUCCAGUAACUCGCGCGUAUAUUUACUAGUAAGGAAAGUACUUACAGUUGGAAUAUACAGUCAAAAUCUCGAUUAGCUUGAACAGGGGCCGCGAGGAAUCGGUGGGUAAUGAUGACGUUACUAUUGUUCGUGCCCGCCAGGGCCCGCUUAGGUAGAUUUUGUGACAUUUAUUGUACAGUCAUACUUCAAUACUCUUGUGCGUUACGUGUUAUCAGUGACAUUUUGUGGAGCAGUUGUUUUGAAAGUUAUGGACCAAAAGACACUCGUUAAGCGCAGAUGUAGUUAUAAGGUGCGUAUAACUGUGUAUAUAUAAAUACUUGGAGAGUUUGCUAGACACGAGUUCACAAAUCUUUGAUUGGAAAGACACUCUUUCUCUCUCUUUGACCGGAUACGACUCAGCCCCCAACAAGCAAGACGAGUGAAUCAACGGCUAGCUUAUCACUAGCAAAACGAUGGACGAUUACAGAAAUUCGCCGACAAUUAAAUUUUGUGCUGACUUAUUCCCUGCUCACAGAUGUCCUUCCGCUAUAAAGUUUAAUAUAAGACUAGAAUGCGCGAACGUGAAAUGAUCAAAUUCCUUUUAAUUGCUAAGGCUUACUUUCCGGCAAAUAAAAUGAACUGUAUGUAAAAAGUGAAAGAGAAAUAGCGAAAAAUUCAACUUCUUAUUAAAUCUUUUCUUAUGGCUGGUUUAGAAUAAACUAUUCUCGAAACUGAGAAUGUUUUGAGCAAAGCUGUGUAAAUCGAACUGAAACCGUGCAUGGAACUCCUGUUUUUAUCUCACCCAUUGUAUGGAAUAUGUGUGAAAAUCUUCAUUAUGAAUCGGUAUAUUUCAAAGAGCUACACAACGACCAAGAAUUCUAUUGACCGAAAAUAUACACAGCGGGGGCAGCUGUAGUGUCAACUAUUACUGGUGGUAAAAUCCUAUGGUGUGACCAAUUUUCAAAUGAAACCUCUUCAGCAGUACUUUCACAUGGUACUAUAUUUGGUAUGUAGUUAUAACUUUUGAGUCUGUGGAUGAAAUCCUAUGGUGUUACCAUUCAAAUGAAAUCUCUCCAGCAGUACUUUCACGUGGUACUAUUUAUUCAGUAUGUAGUUCUAACUUUUGAGUUUGUGGAUGAAAUCCUGUGGUGUUACCAUUCAACUGAAACACAUUUAGCACUACUUUCACACAGUUGACUAUGUUUUUCAGUAUUUUACAAAAUGAAAUUUGGAAAUUUUGUUGAAUUUUGACUUUGACCACUUUUGGGAGUGAAAGGGUUAACUUGGAAAUACAACACACAUAACACUCUUGUUAGGAGAAAACAAUUGCAGCGAUUAAAAAGCCUCCACGAUUCAACUUGCUCAACUGAAACAACGAGAGCAUGUAAUUAGCCAAUUUCGUGACAGUGUAUCGGAAAUCGGCUUUAUUCUAACACAUGAUGACCGAAUUGAGAAAAAAAUAUGUACAGGCUUUUUAGAAAGUAACUUCAAUACGUGUUUUGUGAGGUUGUUCCUAGCAAUUUACAUGUAUAAAAAACACAUCCUGAAAUCACUUUAACUCGAGGAUUUGCAUGUACUUUCCAAAGUUUGACGUCUUACUUUUAUAGAAGUGUUUACUGAAGCCAGAGACAGAAAGUUAGAACUUCCUUGCUUUCAAAGUAUGAGGAACAGUUGUGGUGACCAUUCAUCUCAAAUAAUUUCUUCUUGACCUACUUGAAAGCGGUCCAAGAAUAUAAUUUCCUUUCAAACUUUGCCUAUUUAAAGAUAUGGGGACUAUGUACUUCGAAAUUUAGAAGUUUUGUCAUACAGUAAUGUCUGACAUAAAUUUGGGAUAAACGAAAUUGUUGUAGACUACGAGUAGUAGUAGUAGAAAAGGCGCCUUUUCUCGCGUGGGGUGAUUUUCACGCGCGCUCGCGUUUCGCUCGCCCUUCUAUCCCUGAGGAAAAAUGGGGGACUACUCGUAGUCUAAAAUUGUUGAAAAAAAGAAAGAAAGGACAGUACGCUACUGUUGCCAUGGUUACUACUGGGUGAAAAAGAAACUAACAGAUAAUGUAAAAUAGAUAACAUCCGAAUAGAUCAGAGUCCUCUUUACGAUCGAGCUAUAUACUUCUCCGGGUUUUUGUGCGUGGUUGGAAAACACCCAGUGACGUCCAAUGUGAAAUAAGGUCUAAAAUCAAAGCUACACGUUUAUAAAACAAUUUUACUCCUUUUGAAAUUUAUUGCAAACUGUUGCUGAUCUGAUAACGGACAUACACAUUAUAAGGGAACUUUACCUCAAGGAUCGCAAGACUCGGUAAUUGCAAACGGUACACAAAAGGGGGUACUGCAACAUUUUAUCACUAACUGAUAGCAACACCAGGUCACUAUUACUGGAUUUCCACCGAUACAAACACUGUUGAAUUAUCAUGUAGUGCUACAAUUUGGUGACACCUUUUCACCGUCAUUUGCAUAUUUUCAAGUGCUUUGUUUUCUCUUCUUGAUCUAUUUCAUGGCUUUUUGCUUUUAAUCAAUACUCAUGUGUCUCUCGCGUUUUUUCCAAUCGCGCAUUAGGCUAGGUGUUCUUGAAAAUACUAGAAACAUUGUCUUCGCAGGUUGGAGUAAAAAUAACAGUGCAUCAUAUGUGUUUAGCUUACAAAAGGCCAGAAAUACAACAUCCAUAACACUCUCGCCCGGAGAAAACAAUUGCAGUAAUUAAAAAGUUUCCGCGAUUCAACUUUCUCAAACAACGGGAGCAAGGAACAGUAUUUUUAAUUAGCCAAUUUCGUCAGGGUGUGGCGGAAAUCCUUUAUUUUAACGCAUGACGACCGAUUUAGAAAAAAAAUGUACAGGCUUUUUAGAGAUACCUUGUUUAUAGUAACUUGGUAUGAUGUGUAUUUUGUGAGCUUGUUACAAAAUUUUCAUGAAUGAAAACGACAUCCUGAAAUUGCUUUAACUCGAGGAGUUGCAUGUACUUCCCAAAGUUUGUGAUAUUUUCAUAGAAGUGUUUACUGAAGUUAGACACAGUCAUAACUUCCUUGCUUUCAAGGUAUGCAAAAAAUUUGUGAUUACUAAAUGCAACUCAGAUCAUUGUUUCUUGACCAACUUGAAAGCGGCCCUUUAAUUUUCUUUUCAAAGAAAUUGUUUUAAAGAAAGGACAAGAUGCUGAGCAACUGGAAAAUCUCAUCAUACAUUGUGGGAGUUGCACAUGUGGACAAUGACUACAUCACUUUCAUUUGUCAUUUCUUUAAACGCGGAUUCGAGUUCGGUGCCAUUUUCCCAGCUUCUUAAUACCCAAACUGUGUGUAAAAUAUCCCAUUUUAUACUCAAUUAUUUCGCCCGCAAGUACUAAAUAAAUAGUACCAUGUGAAAGUACUGCUGAAGAGGUUUCAUUUGAAUGGUAACACCAUAGGAUUUCAUCCACAGACUCAAAAGUUAGAACUACAUACUAAAUAAAUAGUACUAUCUGAAAGUACUGCUGAAGAGGUUUCAUUUGAAUGGUAACAACACAGGAUUUUGUCCUCAGAAUGAAAAGUUAGAACCACCUUAGGAGACUCCAUUAUCACUGUGGGAGUAAAAGGGUUAAUCACAUGAUAUGUACUGUUAUUUUCACUCCAACGUGCGAAGACCAUGCUUCGAGGGUUUUCAAGAAUAUGUAGUCUUGCACGAUUGGAAAAACGUGUCACCAAAAUGUAGCGCUACAUUAGAAUUCAACGGUGUUUGUAUCAAACGGUGUUUGUAUUAUUGAAUCCAAUGAACUUGUAUCUUUGAUUUUGGACCUAAUUUAAUUGGACAUCAUUUUUUGUUGUUUCUUUGUUUGUUUGUUUGUUCUUGAAUUUUUUUUUUUUUUUCUACUACGCACAAAGACCCGGACAGGUAGCUCGUGCAGGGUAUUGAUACUGGACUCUGAUCUCUUGGAUCCUUCAUUUUCAACCCGUUGUAACCAUGGCAACAGUAGCCUAUAGUCCUUUCUUUCAAACAAUUUCGUUUAUCAAAUUCACGUCAGACACCAUUGUCAAUUCUAUUUAUCUACUUACGAUAAACACCUGACAAACCGAUUUGGAGGCCUGCUGAUUGUCUUAAACCGCGGACUAAGUUAAGCUUCCUUUAAAUAACCGGUCUAAUGCUUUGAGUUGAAUUUGGGCACCUCAAAUUUUCCUCAUACCUUGAAAGCAAGGAAGUUAUAACUUACUGUCUCUAACUUCACCAAACACUUAAAUAAAAAUAACACAAAUUUUGGGAGUACAUGCAUGUAACUCCUCGAGUUAAUUAAGCGAUUCCAAAAUGUCUUUUUAUACAUGUUAAUUGUUGUAACAAGCGCACAAAUAAGUAUUAUACUAAGUUACUUUGGCAAGAUACCUCUAAAAAGCCUUUGCAUAGUUCUUAAAUCGGUCCUCAAGCGUUAGAAUAAAGGAUUUCCGCUACACCCUGAGGCAAUUGGCUAAUUAAAAAUAUUGUUCCAUACUCAAGCUUUUUGAGAAAGUUGAAUCAAGGAAACUUCUUAUCGCUGCUUUGAGUGUUAUGUGUGUUGUAUUUCUGGCCUUUUCCAAGCUAAUUACGUAUGAUGUAUUGUUAUUUUCACUUCAACCUGGGAAGACAAUGUUUCGGGGUUUUUGAAGAAUACGCCUUGCACAAUUGGAAAGAAACAGAUUCACAUAAGAGUUAGUAUUGAUUGAACGCAGAAAGCCAUGAAAUCGAUCGAGAGAAGGAAGCAAAACACUUGAAAAUGACAAAUGACGACCAAAAAGUUUCGCAAAAUGUACCACUAUAUGAGAAUUCAACACUGUUUGUACCCGGCACUAACAUUUUGGCUAAGAACGGUUGGGAAGAAGAUAGACUGGCACUUGAAAAUGUUGGGCAAGCGUUUGCACAAUGUAUGUUAUUUGGUAAAUGUCGUUCAUUGGAUUAUUCUGCCCGACCUUGAUGGAUGAAUUAUAAUGUCUUCUAUAGGUUGCUAAAAAAAAUCACUGCGCGCCUUUUUGGCCUCUCUCUUUUGCACCUUUAAAACUCUCAGUCUUUUAAAGACCCCCAAUAAUAUUUAGUUUUUCAUAAACAAGGAUAUUUUGGGCGUUUUGAAUUUGCGUCCACUGAGUAAACUGAACGAUGAAGGCUAAGUUUCUAAAGAAACUAUGGUGCUGCUUCAAUGCGGGAGUCAAAUACGGCUAAAAAACUCAGCUAACUGAAUUCCAUUUGCCUCCAUACACUCAUUGUCAGAUCAAAUCGAUUUGGUGACUGUGGCAAGCGGCUAGCGCACGAAACGCCAGCUUUUAAACGUGGGCUUUUAGUGCUCAACUAAACUUUGGCGCGUUCUGACGAUUUUUGCCCACGAUUACAGCUCAGUUCUUCAUAAAGGCACUGAUGGGGAGAGGUAGCGAAAUGGGGCUGUUUCGAUCUCCUUCCUCUUUCUCUUGUAACUUUUCCUUUUCGCCCAGUGAAGCGUAGUUGUAUUUUCCUACUUAUUUCAUGUUAUACUGAAAUAUGGGCGAUAAGCAAUGGUUCUUGAGAAUAAAUUGUGAAAUUAUUUUAAAACCAUAGGGGAACUGGGGAGUAAAUAACGAAUUAGUGUCUUCAAACCAUGAGAUAUAUGAACACAAAAACGAGCAGAAUUGUUUACACACACUUUUAUUCACUCACUAUCGUGCUCGACUUGAGUAGCUUAUAAGUACACCGAAGUCUUUAGUCUUCUCUUGGCUGUUCACAAAAUGACCGAAAACAACUAGAGAGUAUUACUUAAAAUUAGUAGUCACAACAAUUACCAAUUAUUGACCGAAGUGGAGGUAAAUAUCCACCACUUUCAUCGACUCUAAGGUGAAUAAUUGUUUUAGUACAUACCGACACAAGAUCAUGAUCAAUAACUCGCGGAUCAAAACAUUUCCACUGCGGAAACCGAAGCCAAACGGAAAGCCAUUUUGUUACUCUUCGACUGCUCGGAGGUGAAUAAUAACAAAUGGUGUUAUUUAUAUUUCCGUGAAUCAAUCGAGAUGAUUUUCAAAUGCUCCUCAGUUUUAACAUCACUCAUAUUAAAAAAAAGGAAAUUAAGGUAAAAAUGUAAAGCGGCGUAUCAAAGCCUAAUAUUAUCACACUUACAAGGAAAAUAGUAAUAUAGUUGUAUAAUCUGUUAGACUGCACACGUUGAGCUCAUUUUUAGAGCACUGGGUACUAAUAUGUAAGCUUUCACAUGAAUAAAUCACUCGGAAUAUUAAAUGAAGAAACGGUUUUGACUAGCGGAAGUCAUUUUCAGAUCGCGUCAUAGUGAGUACUUUUAGUGAGUUAAUUGUAUAAAACUCAAAAAGUUAUUGACCUGAUUUCUUGUGGCAAAUGGUAAAAAUAACGAGCUCAUUUCACUCUUAGGCUAAUGAUAUUUGUCAUAGAGUUUAUUUCCAGUAAGUAACGGCUGAUAGCCAUUCUCAUAAGGCAAGAAAUUAAACUGUACAAGCACACACCAACUGUGACGGGCACAGAGUACCACUGGUGGGACUCUUCCUUAAAGUAAAAAACACAGAUCAUAGUUACAUUUUCUAUCACGAAUAAGAUAUUAGAAAUCAAUGUCAUUAUCUUAUCGACUUUAGCAUUUGAAUUUUCAUCAUCUCUUAUCCAGUAGAAUAUACAUAACAUUGUGAGGACACCACAGUUAUUUUCAAAGCCCGGGGGCAUCUGAGUAGUACGGGCAGCGUAGACUCUGACAAAAGUCAUGACAAUAGAGUGAAAAAUCAACACCGCGAUAAUCCACCACUUGAAGCCGACAGUGAAGAAAGUGAUGGCGAGUAAUCGGCUACUGAGGUGAAACAGCUGUGAUAUGAAGAAGACAACUUUUGGUAUGAAUUUGCCUUGUAAAGUUUUCCUGGCUUCCUCCACAAGAACAUUCGAAAAACGCCACACAUCGGCAAUGGCAGAUUCCCACGCUAAACUUAAAAAAGAAACACACAAGGACGUUAUUUGGAUAGUUGUAACUUGUUCCUGUUGGACAACUGUAGCAUAUAGCUGGAUUAUGAACUGGGGAGCUGACUCCAGGCUUGCCUGAAAACUUGCGGAUGCAAAGUCGGUAGACAGUUGAUGCUGGAUUUUUUUAUUACAGUCGUCUUCUAAAUUUUCUUUCCAUAACUUCUUAAAAUUCUUGAAGCAUAAAAUAAAUGCUUUAAGUCGCAUAUAAGCAAGCGCCAAUGGAUUCCACCCGAAAGUUAAAUCUGGAAUUAAGUCGAUGCAUUUUACAUCAUCUGAUUCCUCAUUUGUCAGCAUCCCACGCCGCCAAAUACAGUAGUAAAACUGUGACAUGCUCAAACACGGUAAAAUAAGGAACACAAGCCCCACACCAAACCAUGUCUUGUGAUCAUUGAGGUAAAAUUCCCUCAGAGUGAGUAUAUCAGUGACUGGAUCAGCAACAGCUAAAAUAGUGCCGAUAAGGAGAAAAAUAGUGUCAUACCAUUUAACUUUGAUUGCAGAGGUAUUAAAGCUUACAGCAUCAUCUACAACGUCUGGCAUGAUGUCUCAGCUAGCCUUUCCGUACAAGCGAAGUCCUGAUAUUUUCGAUCGAGAUGUUGUAUCUUUGGCCUUCGUACAGUAUAUUAUCGAUGGUUUAGGUCCCACAAAAUUUUAUAGGAGGCCAGGGAUGUAUCCUUUGACGUCAUUUGUCUUCAGUUUCUUUCAUUGGGCUUUUGUGCAUCGGUGAGGUAACCAUAGCUACAUUAUCAAUGCUACCUUAUUUUAAUUGGGAAAACAAUGCCAUGAAAUUCAAAACUAGUUACGGGACUUAGUGUCGAACUUAGUGACGGGAAGUUCUAACUUUUAAAGUGCUUAUUUCCGGCUUAAGGCAGCGAAUUUUUUAAAGAAAUUCUUAACAGCUAAUUCCCUCAAGAAGGCAGUUAAAACAAACCGUUUUCGUAAUUAGCUAUCUGUUUGUAGCAAAACCUUUACGCCAUAUCAUUUCCAUUUUCUUUUAUUAUUAUUAUUAUUAUUAUUAUUUUAAUUUUUUUUCCAGCAGCGUCUCACAAAAUUGCUGAAAGCUGUCGUUGUUUGAAAAAGUUGAAUCCGGGAAACUUCUUCGUCAAAGCAAAGAACUUUUUUUCACAUAUUUAACUCCAGCCUGCGAAGAAUUGUGUUAUGAACAUGUAGCUUUGAUUUUAGACCUUAUUUCACAUUGGACAUCAUUGGGUUUUUUCCAACCACGCACAAAAAGCCGGAGAAGUAUAUUGCUCGAUCGUAAAGAGGACUCUGAUCUAUUUGAUGUUAUCAAACCAUUUAAUUAUCUGUUAGUGUCUUUUUCACUAAGUAGUAACUAUAGGAACAGUAAGCUUUUGUCCUUUCUUUCUUUCAACAAUUUCGUUUGUCCCAAAUUUAUGUUAGUCACAACUGUAUGACAAAACUUCUAAAUUUCGAAGUGCUUAGGUAUAUCUUUAAAUAGGCAAAGUUUAAACUGGAAAUUAAAUUCUAGGACCGCUUUCAAGUAGGUCAGGAAGCAAUUAUUUGAGUUGAAUUUGCUCAUCGCAAAUUUUCCUCAUACCUUGAAAGCAAGGAAGUUAUGCUGAACUUUAGCUAACUUCAGCAAACACUUCUAUGGAAAUAUCACAAACUUUGGGAAGUACAUGCAACUCCUCGAGUUAAAAUGAUUUUAGGCCAGAGCCAUUUUGGCUCUUGUUUUAGGAUAUCUUUUUUAUAUAAAUUAUGUCAAUCGCUAGCUGUAACAAGCUCAUAAAAUUAAAUACGUAUCGAGUUACUUUAAUUAUUAAAGAAAGAUCUUUCUAAAAAGCCUGUAUAUAUUUUCUCCUAAAUUGGUCAUCAUGCGUUAGAAUAAAGGAUUUCCGCCACACCCUGACGAAAUUGGCUAAUUAAAAAUAUUGUUCCUUCUCGCGUUGUUUGAGAAAGUUGAAUCGCGGAAACUUUUUAAUUACUGCAAUUGUUUUCUCCGGGCGAGAGUGUUACGAGUGUUGUAUUUCUGGCCUUUUCUAAGCUAAUCACAUAUGAUGUACUGUUAUUUUUCCCAACCUGCGAAGACAAUGUUUCUAGUAUUUUCAAGAACACCUGGCCUAAUGCGCGAUUGGAAAAAACGCGAGAGACACAUGAGUAUUGAUUAAACGCAAAAAGCCAUGAAAUAGAUCAAGAAAAGAAAAACAAAACACUUGAGAAAAUGCAAAUGAUCGCCAAAGUAAGAGAGGUGGAGGAGUGUGCACUUAGAUACGGCAAAGUUUUAAGGCUGAGGUUGUCGGCAAAAUUUCUGGAAUAUCGGACACUGGUCUCCAUCAGCUUUGGAUAAAAGUUCAAGUGUGGAAUUUAAAGUCGUUUCUUAUUUGCACGACCUACCGGCCUUCACUCCUCUCGACAUCGAUCUCGGUGCGAGCUUAAUAACUGCAUCCCUUCUGAAUAAAUUAAUCUAUUACUUGAGGAUAUGAACUGUAACCUGCUCCUGUCUGACCCUCCUGAUUCUAAAGCACUUAUGAACUUCUGCCUUACAUACAAUUUAAACCAAAUAACUGACUCAGCCAACUCGUGUAACGGAUUCCACGAUAUCUCUAAUUGAUAUAAUCCAAGUUUCAAGCACGAAGCAAAUCAUCGAGUCUAAAGUCCUAUCGUCAUCAAGCACACGUUAGCUCGCUUGUCCGCCGGUACUAACCAGUGUCUGAAAAAUUCUUUUUUUGAUGCUAAUGUAGAUAUCAAGCAAGUAGAAAAGAUUAUCAAAUCUAUGGCACCUAAUAAGCCUCCUGGAAUAGAUAAAAUCCCACAACGCGUUAUUAAAGACUGUAUAAAACCGCCGCAGGGCAAAGAACCAUCUAUUUGAGAACAGUUAAACUUUGGAACUCACUGAACCCUCUCCUAAAGCUGAAACGCUGAAACCGACUUUAGAGGACUUCAAGAGUUGCCUGAAGAAAAACUUAACGUUAAAUUUUUUGGAGUCGUUUUAAGACUUUCAUUUUUUUUUCGCUCAAUUUUUACUCAAUUGUCAGUGUACAGUAUGUGGUCCUUGGUUCGGACGAAAAAGACGUAAAUGAGUAUUUCUUAUCUCAGAAGAGGGGUAGUGAGCUGAAAUUUGUCCUGUUAGUUGCCGUAACAUUUUACUAACUUGUGACAAACCGACAGCUUCUGAGCUUUGCCAAAAAUCCUGGAUCAUAGAAAAUAACCUCUGCAUUUGAAGGUCCCUGGUCCGGCCAAAGGUUCCUUGGUCCGGCCACUUUGUAAGUCGGCAUGCAAAUAAGGGAGACCGCUUGAGCAUUCACAUCCUUCAUGUGCAUGAUAACUACCGACCUCACCAAUGCACGGUGUGAGAGAAAACUUUUUCUCAGUCAUCUAGCCUAAACAAACACCUACGAGUGCACAGCGGUGACAGACCGUACAAGUGUCCUUACUGUGUCAAAGGCUUCACGGCCUCCUCUAUUUUGCGCACUCACAUUCGUCAGCAUAGCGGAGAAAAGCCGUUUAAAUGUAGACAUUGCGGGCGCGCUUUCGCCUCACACGCGGCACAUGAUAGUCACGUGCGACGCAAUCACCGUUAGUCAAACCUCAUUUGCUAACCUGGCCCGGGUUGCUCGAAGCAUGGUUAGUGCUAACCAGCGUUAAAUACCAUGGAAACCUAUACAUUUUGAUACCUCUUAACCAACGCUUAGCGCUAACCAGGCUUCGAGCAACCGGCCCCUGCUGUACAAUUGUGUAGUUUGGACGAGUAAGCACCGCCCAGUAUCUUUGAUCUUAAAGGCACAGAGGAAGAUUGGGAAGAAUAGAAAUGUGAUUAAUAGGGCGUAUACGAAGCUCAAAAGGGAGAGGGGGAGUGAGGGAAACAGAAAAAAGUGUCCCCUUUUUUCCUUUUCAUGUCUAUACCUUUCCCUUUAUUUCUUAAUUCAUUCCAUUUUCACCUAAAUUCAACCGCAAUGCCCUAUUAAGUAGCGCACUAAAUCAUCAGUGUCAAUCAAUAGCCAUUGUCUCUGGGAUAUAAAAAAAUGUUACUUCUUAUGAUAUGGAGUUUUCACUAUAAAUGUCUGAUUAAAAAUUCAAAACAUUGACGCACUGAAACCUAUCUCUAGAGACAAAGAAACGUAAAGGCUAAAAAUACACAGUGAAAUGCACUUGAUGUUCGCAUUGCACUUUUUCUGUUUACGAACACAGGACGUCGAGUUCAAUGCACCUGGCUUUAAACUUUUUUAACGUGAAUAAGCCUUUUUAAAACCCUUUCCUCUCUAAGCAAUUUGUCCUGUUUUGCUUGCUGUUAAUUGUGCAGUAGAAAACAAAUUCAAAGUAGACUGACAGCUUUCUUGAAUUUGAGAAAGAGUUGCACCAAAAACUGAAGUCUAUGCCCUGCUUAAGUUUAACAAUACUAUUUGGGUCUAUUAAAAUAUCGUCAAUCUUUGUUCAUUCAGAUCCUUUAUUAUCUUACGUUUCUCCCGACUGACCCUUAUGUCGGUCCAGGUUUGCGACGUAUUGAUGUUCCGUUUCUUGGAGUGAAACAAUUAUGUUGGCCUCUACGGUGCUCAAAAAGAGCAAAAACCACUUGCAAACUGGUUUUAUCCAAACAAGAUUCAUUUAAAAUAUUCUCUUUUGUUCUUUACUUGAAGUUAUAUACAUGUUUUUGCUCAUAUGAACAUAUGAUCACUUCAAGGCGUAUUUUAGCUACGUUAUCUAUGUCAGACGUAUAAACUCGGCUAAAAUGUACUUUAUUCAUUCUGUUAUUGACACCACCUGCGCGGGAUAUUUCUAUUACAGCUGCAGAAGCCAAUGAAAUCUCUUCACUUGCCACACGCGUCAUCAGAUUCUUUACUUUAAUUAAUUUUCCCGUAGGUGUCAUAAUAAGUUUAAAGUCGUUUCCAAUUUUUGUAUCAAUUUAGUGAGGUUUGCAAUUUUGAUUCGCAACUGUUUUACUAUGGCAUAUCGCUUAAACAUACUUCAGCUUCUUCUUGGUGUAACCGUGUUGUGUGUCAGCAAUCCGCUUAGAAUCUAUCACGUCCAUGUGAAUAUCUUCGUUGAAAGGUCCAACGCUGAGAUAAAAAACAUCGCGCAAAAGGCUAUAGAAUUUUAUCAUCUUGAUCACGUGAAUAUUUCACCGGAAAACAAAAUUCGCUUAAAUUUGAGUCUUGUAACGUACGACAAAGUUAUAAGCAGAAUCACGAACCUGGAUGAUGAUCGCUUCUUCAAUUGCAACAUCAGGACAACGUUGUGUGCGGCUAUCUUUGUUCAGUUUUCAAGCCACGAGAUUUUUUUGUCCUCGUUAAUGGAAAGGUUAAAUAUUAUUUCUGUGGGAUUGUUUCAGACGAGCGGAAAUCCUUUGAGUCAGGUAAGGUCACCAGCCUUAUGUAUUCAUGUUUUUCAGGCUGCACAGAAAUGAAGCAAAGACCUCAUUGAGUUGUUUUUGCCUCUACAUUAUGAGUAUCUCACCUAAAAUGCGCGGUACCGCUGUAAGAGGAUUUCAAUACAUUUUUUCAGUUCUCCCAGUCCAAUGUAGUCGCACCCGGAGUCGCACCUCCCUAAGGCGACCACUAUGCCAGUAGGACCGCGCGGAAGAGGUGGCUUUUCAGUGGGUAAGAAGGGUGUAAGGUGAUACCAAUUUGUGGAAAGGGUACACCAUUUUAAGAUUUUGCAAAUGCUUAUCAUAGCAAAUAAAUGGAUGUAAAACAGAAACCAAAAGUGUCAGAACAAAAAUGUUGACAAAAAGACUCUACAAACUAAGGUACAGUGAGUGCACUAGUUUAUACAUCGUCCUCUUUCAAACGGCCCUUUCGGAGAAGAUUUCCGUGUAAUUUGGGAAAAGGCCUUUAGUAAAGGUCGGCUGUAAUUUAGUUCCCUCCCAGAGUGAAGGAUGGUUCUACCGUUUGAAUGACCAUUCAAAUGAAACCUCUUCAGCAGUACUUUCACAUGGUACUAUAUUUAGUAUAUAGCCCUGAGUCUAUGGAUCAAAUACUAUGGUGUGACCGUUCAACUGAAAACUCGGCAGUACAUUUACUUAAACGAAGAAUUGUUUGUUUUUCAGUAUUUUACCAUAUAAAAUUUGCAUUUUUUUUUUCCAGUGUUGACUUUGGUCACUUCUGGGAGUGAAUUGUCUAGAGUAUACGCACUGCAAAAAUUAUAAGAGUACUGUUUACCUUUAUCAAAUGGAAUAGAGGCGUGUCUAUUUUUAUUGUUAUAAAAAAAAACCUGUCAAAAAGCUCAAAACACUAUUUUUGUUAUGAAUUAAUAAAUUUCUGCACUUUCUCCGCAUUCUUUCUCGAGUACGAUGGUUACUUAGAAAUCAACUCAAAUCUUCCAACAGUCUUCGAAAAUUCUUGCUCAUGAGAGAAUAAUUAAAAACUCAUUGCCAAAGGAAACGCUAAAUACUUUGAGAUUACUUAUGGGUUAUGAUUGAGUUGAACAUGAUUUGAAGCAAAUUUGUUGAGUGCGUGCAUCAAGGGCUUUCCUCGAAAAAACAGCGGCAAUCCUCAGGCUAUGUAACAUCUGUCACUGGCUUCUCCAUUUGUGAUGAGCGCAGUAUUUUGUUCCAGAUAAGCCUACAUAAUAUUCAGUUACGAAUAAACUUCAAUUCUGAAGUGAAGUGCUGUUUGCCUGUAUUAAUGCUUGCUUUUCGCAAAUGGUAAAUUAUGACGUUGUGACAGUCUAUAAUAUAUUUUCAUCCGCUUGGUAAAAAACAAUGCCGCAGAACAUUCGAAAAAAGUAAAAAGAUUAUGAAAAAUCUCCCCUUGUUAUCAAACUCGAUAAAACGUCUCUUUUUUAUUGUUUUCAGCAAAAAAGAGCAAAACAGCAACUAAUUUAAGCCCAACGAGACAAUAACAAAAACAGUACUAGAUCAAAGAUAUUCGCUAAUUUUUAACAAUUUACGAUCGCGUUUUUUUUUCUAUUCACCUCUUGACAUUGCGCUACGAGUUUAGUCUACAGAAAAGAGAAAAUCGUGACUGUGUCAUUUUGGACAUUUAGAUCGGCUGCACUUUAAAAGGUUUUCCUUCUUUAUUUUGAAUUCAUGAUUUUAGAGUUAAUAUUUAAAUGCAAAUGUCGUGUUGAAUUCUAUUGUACAAUCAAAACAGUAAGCAGGAAGUUUAAGUCCUUUGUUGACGUAUUUUAUCCAACUACAAUGGUUUCUUAUUAACCGAAUACUGGAAAAAGCUGCAUCCGUAAUGCCCCGGCCUGUAAUGUCUAUUUUAAUAAAGCUUAGUAACGACUGAAAACAGGUGCACCGGGGUUUUUUAGCCAUGGCGUAAUGUACUGACGUCAAUUAGCCGUUGUAGUGAGAGUUUCGAACACUUCCACCUUAAUUAUUGGAAGCAUAAUGCAGUGAAUUAAUAUUGGAAACGUAAUACAGUGACAUCAAUUAGCUUUUAUGGUGAGAGUUUUGAUUAAUGACACCUUAUAAAUAUUGGAAACUUAAUGCAAUGACUUCAAUCAGCGGUUAUGGUGAAAGUUUUGAGAACUAUCACAUUAUAAAUAUUGAAAACUUGGUCACGAAAAGGAGACAAAAUUGCAAAACAACUGCGCAACGAUGGACGAAAGCGGCGUAUCUACAGUUAACAUUUAAACUGAUGGAGUAUGGGGUUCGCUGCGUUUGCGAAAAGAUAAGGCAUGGCGAGUAGUUAUGGUACAGUAAACUCUCUAAGACGGACACUUUUGGGAAUCGCAGCACCACGGAGAGGUGUUCUCGCCUUGUAGAGAGACAGGGAAAAGACUGCAGGGACUCUCUCCUCCGCAGAGGUUCCCGCUGGCAUCCCAAUAAAAAUAGCAAUAAUCGAAAAAUAGAAAGCGCUUCUUCUCUUUCUCUUUCCCAUCGUCCCAUCAUCCCAUCGUGCGCUUUCCUUUUUUCUUCUCCACGUCCUCCCUAUGAUACAAAGAGUCGUCUGCUGAGAAGAGAGCUGCAGGGAACGACACUUGGCCGCCAUUAUUCAGAAAUUUCCGUCCUUUGGACUUAUCCGUUUAAGAGAAAUUUGAUUAUACUCUUUUUCUUUUGAAAACUACAGGAAAGUCCCGUUGGCUUCACAAGAACAGCUUCACCGUCAAUGAAGCACUACGCAAGCGUUAUAAAGGACUUAAUGAACAAAAUGGGAUGGCGCACACUUAGCCUAGUAUUAUCCGCUGACUACGAAGGCACGGUACUUGCAGGCGAAAUAAUUGAGUACUCGAAGAAGGUAAAAUGGGAUAUUUUACACACAGUUUGGGUACUAAGAAGCUGGGAAAAUGGUACCGAACUCGAAUCCGCGUUUAAUGAAAUUAUGACAAGUGAAAGUGACGUAGUUAUUGUCCAGCUAUACGACUCCCACAAUGUUGAGAUAUUCCAGUUGCUUGGAAACCUGGGCGUCAAAAAAACCCGAUCCUCUUGGCUGCUGACGAACAUUUCUACCUUUGGGGUCUCAAUAAUGAACCUUCCUGCUGGAUUUGUGAGAAUAUCUCCUGGGGCUUCUCCUAACCAUGAUUAUAUGGUGCAUGCGCUGUACGACGCCGUUAGCCUGAUUGCUUUGUCAGCAGCAAGAGCGGUAGAGACGUCUGCUAACAACAAGACAACGUAUCAGUCCAUUAGUAAUUAUUCUAACGCCUUGCAGAGUUCAUUUAAGCGGUAAGUUAUCUCUCUUAACAAAACACUUUCUUCAUUGCUUCAAGAGUGUUAUAUUUUUAUCUUUUGUUCGCACUCACGAGAAGAGUAGUCACUCUACUGAUGUGUGUGUUGCCAUGUAUGUACAGAGAAGCGCAUGUCCGAAGACCACUCGUGCGGACAUGCGCUUCUCUGUAAAAUGAUUUUUGGUAGAAAUUUGUGAUUCUAAGACGUUUCGUUCCUUGUGGGUGAAAGAUUUUGGCAAAUAAUGUUUUGGCUUGAUUAAGAGCAUAAUUCGAAGUUUUUAUUUGUACGCUAAACAGCACAUAGUUUCCUUUACAGACCUUAACAGGGAAGCCUCAGUACAACUGCGCCCAGUUGUUCAAAUUAAAGGUGGAUAACACUAUCAGUGGAUAACACGUUCAGUUUUGCUAGCCGAUUUAUCCACUGGAUAGCGAUUCAUCCGGUGGAUAGCGCUAUCUAGCGUUUGAACAUCCGGGACCAAAGCUUUAGUUUAAUUUUCUAAUUGAAGGAAUGCUGAGUUUUAAACAAAGGUUAACUCCUCUAGGAUAACAAGGAACACUUUCUUGGAAGGAAAAACGUCCAUUUUCGAGAAUCCGUCAGUGCAUAAAGGACCUUUCUCCGUAAUGGACAUUUCAAGUCUAGAACAAGACCUCACUGGUAUCAAACACUGGACCACUAUUGGCCUGAGCACGUAUUCGGGUAUCGCCAUAGAGUCCUUUAAGGCUCCAAAUGGACAAGUCCUGCUUCCACGCCUAGGACCCUCUAGGCCCAUUCUGCGAGUGCCUGUGGUUUUGUACCCUCCCUGGGUAGAGGCCGAAGAACCUCAAGAAACAUAUGAGGAGGAACUAAUAUGUCUGAAAAGAGGGUACCUCUGUUACAACAAAACCGGGACAAGGGUCAAAACAUUGUGCUGUUUUGGGUUCUCCAUAGAUUUACUAGGAAUUAUUGGACGUGAACUGCAAUUUUCUCCCGAAAUUUACUUUGUCGCUGACGGACAGUAUGGUAUCUUUGAUGAAAAGACAGGAAAGUGGAACGGAAUUAUCAGGGAACUGUUAUCAGGAGAGGCAGAUCUAAGCGUUGAUAUAGCUUUGAGCCAGAAAAGAGCCAAGUACAUCGCUUUUUCUUUUCCUCAUCUUCCUCUUGCUUUUAACGUCUUAGUGGAGAAGGAAGACCGCUACGGAAAUGGUAAGACGACACAAUCUUGAAUUUACAAGAUGUAUUUAGUGAAAGGAGCUUCCUUCAAAAUACCUCAGUUAUGCAAAUGCGUCAUCGAGCAAGCGUGACGUCAGGAUAGCAGGAAAUUGGCCAAGUUCUUUUUUGCUUUGUUUAAUAUGGACCGAGAACAAGUCAAAGUCGAUAAAAAACGCAAAAAAGAACAAUGACAUUAUCCAGCCAUUUUGAUCGAUCAAUCUUGGUCAAUAAAAGAUUAUUAUGUGGCCAAAAGGAGAACUUUUUCUUUUGGGACCGACGCGGAAAAUCCCGCGUGUACAAGGUGGGUCCAUCUUGCCUGCUCGGGUGGCCAAUCAUCCUCGGAGACCCAGGGGCACUCAGUCGGGUCGCGAGAAAGGGCGCGACGAAAGUUUUCAAGUCCGGGCGAAAGAGCCCCUGGGUACCGACUCUCACCGAGCCAUUUCCAAAAAUUCAAGCGGAUGCCGGCUCCUGAUUGGGCAAAAAAAAUGCUUUGUAUUAUUGUGCCCAAUCGGCGAACAGUGUCUCCUGAGUUCUUUUCGUGAGUUCGUACACGACGGCUAUUGUCUUGCCACACUUGCCCGGUUCGUUCACCAAGCUUGUGCGAGCAAGGGAAACUUUUAUUUUCUGCUUUCCUAACCAGAAACGAAGGAACUAUCGAUGAGUCAAAAAACGUUUGGGACACUAUCAGCAGGAGCAGUUCAAUUUGCCCCGAGAAUAUUCUGUUUUUGACUCAUCACAAUGUAUCGUAAAUAAUAGGAAGAUAAAGAUGCGGCGGCGACGAGAAAGUGAAAUAAGCAAUAGCUUGACAAGGCAAAACAACAACUUUGCACGUGCAUCACACUUUUCUGUACAUUUCUUUGCCGUCAACUGCACGACCUUCCCGUGAAAAUGCCUAAUUUCAUGUUUUGUGAAGGACGUAAACAAGCAAUGACAAAAUUCAUUCUCUUCAUGGACUUGGAUAUGUUGAUAGAAAUUCAGAAAUUUAGAAAUUUACUGUUGUAAGCUCAAGCUUGUAGUUUUGGAAAAGCGUCCUGACUGCCGGCAUUUCUUUGGUGCAUGAGCCAGACAAGCCGUGAUCGAAACAAUAGCCGUCGUGUACGAACUCACGAAAGGAACUCAGGAGAAACUGUUCGCCGAUUGGGCGCAAUAAUACAAAGCAUUUUUUGUGCCCAAUCAGGAGCCGGCAUCCGCUUGAAUUUUUGGAAAUAGCUUGGUGAGAGUCGGUACCCAGGGGCUCUUUCGCCCGUACUUGAAAACUUCCGUCGCACCCUUUCUCCCGACCCGACUGACUGCCCCUGGGUCUCCGAGGAUGGUGGCCAAUCAGAACACAGGAUUCGCUUCAUCUUCCCCUCUCACGGUUAGGGUAUGUACCGCUAAACGGGGUCGUAAUUCGGAAACUCGAGGUAUCCGUAAAUAAGACGUUUACUUAAAUCUAACGCUGAUGCUAGAAUUCGAAGACUACUAUUCCAAGGGCGCUAAGUCUCUAAUUUGUAAUGCCACAGGGUAGGGGGUAGUUGGCUUUCUCGAGCCUAGCUGUAAGCAGGUUUUUUUUCUGUUGAUUUAUCUUUAAUAUUUAGGUGUUCAGUGGUAUUCGUGGUUGAAACCGUUUGAUGUUUGGUUGUGGUUAGCUAUUCUUGGAACGUGCAACGUUAUCCUGGUUGUGGUGUGGUGGUUUGAUAGAAAGAGUCCAACCGGACAUCACUAUAUUCUCAGGGAGAGAGACGAAGAUGGAGUUACCCUGUUAGGUAAGUGCUUUAUGGACUAUAGCCUUCCCUUGCCUAGUCUCCGUACGACGUUUUCCCAGGCCUUCUCGGUCGCAUGAAUUCACUUCGGUGAAGUAUCCGAGGCGAACUCACUUCUUCGCUCGGACCACGUGACCCAAGACGCAUUGCCAGCCCAAAAUAGGGAUUAGGCAAAGCCUGUGCCAGACGGAACUAAAUUUCUGGGUAAUCCGUCUGCGAGCCAGCGCCGAAAUCUUUGUUUUUAGCCUCCACCUGUCUACCAGGAUUAGACUACGAGUAGUCCCCAUUUUUCCUCCCGGAUAGUAGAGCGAGCGAAACGCGAGUGCGCGUGAAAUCAGCCCUCGCGAGAAAGGCGUCUAUAUACCAGGAUUUGAGUACGUGCCAUAAUUGGCCUGUUAAAAAAGCCAUAGUCAAUUUACCAAUCAGGUUGAAGGGAAAUUUGAAACACCUUUCCAGUGAUUCGUUUAGUCCGUCAGGAGCCCAGAACAAGGAUCUCGGCUUUGCUUCGCAGACGUUACUAACUGAAGUUUGAUUAUGUUAGACUUUCUCAAAGUCGUUCGCUUGGUUUUCUGGUCUGGUGUUGUAGGACCCGGCCCGAACGAGCUUUCGCUAGCUCGCGCUCAAAAGCUCGACUUGUGAGCAAGUCUAUGAUUAUGUCUGCGACGCAGGCUACAUGGACUAUGUUGCUGCUAGAUCUCAGUUUUUAAAGACGGAUAGAAUCGAAUGAUAUUAAAGAGAAUAGCGCCAGUGUUGAUGACCAUGGGAUGGGGACGCCAGCCUUUUUUAUUAGCUGGGUCAAAAUUGUUCCCAAAACAGUCCCAUAUGCAAUUCAACGCAACAUCCCAAAGUACGCCGGGAAUGAAUUAUGAUUACGCUCAUGUCAGUUUCAAAAACGGAUAAAAUCGACCAACGUCAGAGAGAAUAGCGGAAAGUUCCGUAUAUAGUCGCUCUGUAUACAAUACCCUGGGUGCUUACUUUUAGGGACUGUCCUCAAAUACAAAACAAAAUGAAUCAUAUUAUUACUGUACGAGGCAAGCCCGAUUCUAUUAUCUUAGAGCUACCGUUAGAGUACAGUGUAUUAAUGGCACGUUUUCAUGUUAGUACUUUUUCUGCAAGAUUGCUGUAUAUCGUAUUUCUCUUGCGUGGUAGACGCCAUGAGCUAUUUGUGGUAAAGACAAAGGGGCGAAAAAAACUCCUUGCAGUUUAAGUGCGAGAUGGUUGUCCACCUUAUAUGCAUUUAUAAAACGUUUUCAUGUUAAUGCGUCUUCUGUAUGAUUGCUGUGUUCUUUGUUUCCCUUGUGUGGUAGAUGCCAUGAGCUAUGUAUGGGGAGUGGCCUUUGGUAAAGACAUAGGAGCGGAAAAGACGCCACGCAGUUUAAGUGCGAGAUGGGUGUCCACCGUGUAUGCAUUCAUGGCCCUUAUUCUUGUAAACACGUAUUCUGCGAACCUGAUGGCCAAUCUAUUGCAGGAAGACUAUGUGUUACCUAUCAAGGGGAUUAAAGACCCAAAGGUAUUCAGUCGGUUUGUUUUACUGAUACCCAUAUUUAUGUACCCUGCGAGCAGUUUCUCUCUUGCAUGGCUAUUUUUAGCGUGUUUUUCAUGGAAAACCAGUGCGACUGACAAGCGACGCGAACUACUUCGUAAACGCUAAAAGCCAUGCAAGAAAGAAUCCUCUGCUUGCAGGGUAAUAUUUAUGUGACUUCCGCGCAUAAAAGAAAGUCAAGAGAUUAGUAUGAUUAAACGGAUAACAUUAUACAGCAAUGAAUGAUUCAGACAUCUAGUUUUUAUUUCAUUUUACGUUGCCAAAGUCUCACGAUAAGGUGAUUUGGCUUCAAAAAUUUCCUACUUGUUAACCUUUUGCGGCAGCAAAAAUUUUCCUUUAAGUCGAGCUAAGUCGUCUACGCCUCGCAAUUUAAACUAACUAAAUCUCGGAACAACUCAGGCCAUGCUUCAUAUUUGACGAUAACGGCAGAUGUCCAUUGGGUUUAACAUUCUCUAAAGGGCUAAAACAGUAAAAGGAUCAGUAAACACGAGGAAGUUUUUCAAUCAAGGAAGUUUUUUUUCUCUGAUUUUGUUAAAUUGGCUUUGCAUUCUUGUCGUUUGCGACUGCAUUUGCUCACCGAUGAAAUUUCUCUAAAACCCCUGUAGAGCAUUUGAUUCAAUGGCUUUGCGCGGUUCAGAGGAGGUUUCGUUAUUCACCAAGAAAAUUUGGCGGUCGGGUUUCCUCCAAACCCUGUGAAGUGAGAUAUAGGGGAGGAAAAAGGCUCUCUAUUUCCUAAUUUCAUAAAGCUGAAAAUUUUUGCUUCUCGACGUUACUAAAAGAGGGGAAAAAAAAAUGUCGUCUUAAUUUCUUUACAGUUGAGAGAUCCUUCUCUUCACCCUCCAAAUGGAUUCAAACUUGGUGUCCUACAGGGCACUUUUGCUCAAAGUUACUUCAAGAAUAAUAUUGACCAUGAACUGCGUCAACUUUACAACGACAACUUAAAAGUAAAUCUGAUGACUCAAUCGAGUGAAGGGAUAAACAAACUCCAAGAAGGGUAAGUUUCAUUACUAGAUAUAUAAAGCACUCCCCAAAAAAUACACCAAAAUCUUUACCACUCUUUUGAUGACGUUUUUUUGUUUUGUUUUAUUGUUUGUUUGUUACUCAUUAUUACGGACAGUUUACUUUGUCCUUGGGGAAAAAAGCCCUUAAAUUUUCUCUAAAUUCAACCCGCUUAAUACGGACACCCCGUCAAUGCGGACACUUUCUAUGGCCCCUCGGUCUCCGUAUUAACGGGGUUUGACUGAUAGAUGAGAGAUCACAACGGUUCUCCUCUAUGUAUAUCGUCUUUUCUCCAUUUGGUGCCCUGUCGUGGUCGUCUAAAAUUCAAUACGCUCUCACCCCAAAUAACGAUUGCCCAUAGGGGUGACAAGUGACACCCAACCAGGGAAAUGAACACAGGAAAUACAGCAAAGUAAAAUGAUUGUGCUGCCCCAAUAAAAACUAUUUGGGCGACUUAACUUUACUUCGUUUUUUCGGGCUACACAAUCUGCGAAUGUAACGUUUCUUCUUUGGAAUUUUGGUCGGCCCCCCUUCCCUCUGUUUUCUCCCAAAACACUUGUUGUCAGCUUGGUAUGUACUAUAUACCAGUGUAUUUAGAUUUUGCUCUUGUUUUACAGUGAGAUCCAAGGCCUGGUGGGUGAUUACCUUUCUCUGCGUGGAGCCGCCAACAAGAUUCCGCGCUGCAACAACUACUGCUUAGCCGGUCCUAACUUUUACACACACGGUGUAGCGUUUGCUGUCCCUAAAGGCUCGCCUUGGCUCGAUGAUAUCAAUAGAGUUGCCUUAGAGAUGAAAACAAACGGAAGUGUUAGCAUGAUUGAAAAGAGGUAUUUUGACAAGAUGUGCAGUAGAACUUCUGCUAAAGACCUGAGUAUCCUCAACUUUAGUGGACUUUUCCUAACGGUGGCUAUAGCGAUAGCGGUUUGCUUUUUAGCACUCCUAGCCGAAGUAACCGCCAUUGUCGUCUUGGUACGGUUUAGAAAACAUCUUGGAGUUGUUGGAAAAUUCUCCAUGCGAUUAUUAUUCAAUCUCAAAAGAGGCGAAGAGCACCUUAUAGCUUUGAAGCAAUCCUCAAUGACCAUGAAAAAAUGGAACUGUGUUAAGAUGGAUAUAGUAAGAGUAGACAAUUGUUCGGCGAAUUCAACGUCUGUAGUUGAGUCACGAUGCAAUUCGGUAAAUACAGCAAAUGAUUUGGAUAAUCUUCAGCCGAGGCUAGACUGCCAGCCUCCUUGUGACAAGGAGGAUGUUAUUUCA
Molecule: messenger RNA, 26869 nt
Organism: Porites evermanni
Lineage: Eukaryota; Metazoa; Cnidaria; Anthozoa; Scleractinia; Poritidae
Source: the annotation of a GenBank genome assembly